Messenger RNA from Peronospora matthiolae, 336 nucleotides. The record is from the annotation of a GenBank genome assembly. NCBI's taxonomy places the organism in Eukaryota, Oomycota, Peronosporomycetes, Peronosporales, Peronosporaceae.
AUGCUCGGGGCCGUGGAAAGCGGCCUGUUCACCUCGAAAGUCAGCGCCGACAUGCGCGGUCAACCGACGAAGAUCGACGCAAUCGAAGACACGGAGAAGAAGGCACCGGAGCCGCGCGGGUAUCAACGCCCUACCGAUCAUGGCGCGUUGCGAUUCGCAUCGCUCGAGCAACCUCACACGCGCGUAGCACCGCAGUAUCGCGCACCAGCGUGUGCGCCACCUGUUUACAGGCGUAAGCAUCACCACGUCCGCUGCAACAAGCUUCUUCAACGCAAGCUCAUGUGCGCCCGGGCCUUAACGGCUACGGGAUGCCGUCGGCAAGCCAGCGGAAGUUGA